Messenger RNA from Acanthosepion pharaonis, 1863 nucleotides. Lineage: Eukaryota; Metazoa; Mollusca; Cephalopoda; Sepiida; Sepiidae. The record is from the annotation of a GenBank genome assembly.
AUGCAUGUUUCCCUGACAGCUGAUAAUUUGGCGCCAAAUCUGUUAAGAAAGAAAACGAUUUUUCGGUUUGCUCUUAUUUCUUCGAUUGAGCACUUUAAAAUGGCCCAGGCUAAAGUCCAAAGAAGACUAGAAUUUGCUGUCCGUAAAAAUGUUGUGUUGCGCAGUAGAAAAGAAGUCAUCAAAGUUUGUGAUAAGAAAAACAAACCUAUCAAGUCUGAAAUACCUUCCAAUAACAGUGAUGGGCCUUGCACUCCUCAACGAGGGUUGUGUAACAAAGAUGUUGCAGUCAGUGCCACUUUAAGUCGGAAGUGUCUCUCUCCCAUCAAAAAUAUUCAGCAGAACCAACUGGGAAGCCCCGUGAAGCGGUGCUUCUCUCCAGAGAAACGAAGCUGCAGUAGGCCACCACCAGUAACAGAUGAAAACCUGUGCUCGCCACAGAAACGAAAGAGAGAUCCCCCUAUUUUGGGCUCCCCUUCCAAAACACAGAAAUGUUUAUUCCCUCUCCAGCCGACUUCUCUAUCAAGUCCACAGAAGACUUCUCCUCUGAAGUCCUUACCAAAGCCAGCAGAAGAAUUUAAGCUCAAGUCUUGUCGAGAGAUUCUCAUUAAAAAACAACCUGACGCCAAUCAAUGUUAUCACAAGACGAAACAGGUGUUGAACACUGCACAGCCCGAACGAGUUGUCUGUCGUGAGAAAGAGCAGGCUAUGAUCAACACUUUCCUUAACAAACAUGUCUCUGCUAGAACAGGUGGCAGUCUUUAUAUUUCAGGUGCUCCUGGCACUGGCAAAACUGCAGUUCUCACAGAAAUGAUGAAAAACCUGAAGGCUAACAAAUCUCAAUGCAAUGUUGUCUACCUUAACUGCAUGGGAGUAAGAGAUUCAAUGGACAUCUAUGAUAAGCUGUACACAGAAAUCACUGGGAAAACCUGUGUUAAAAAGGGUGCCUCUCAACGAGAACUUUCCAGAAAAAUGGAGAAAUUUCUCUGCCAGAGUAAAAUAAGCAAUGUGUGGAUUUUGGAUGAAAUUGAUCAACUGGAUAGUAAGCAACAUGAGGUCCUUUACACUUUAUUUGAAUGGCCAGCACUUGAACGUUCAUCUCUUAUUCUCAUUGGUGUGGCAAAUGCUCUGGAUUUGACUGACAGAGUUCUGCCCCGUCUUCAAGCCCAACUUGAACUCAAACCAACUUUACUGAAUUUUGUCCCCUACACAAAGGAUCAGAUUGUUGAAAUUAUAGAAAACAGACUUGAACAGAUCAAAGAAAGUGGUCAGUGUAUGCUAGAACCAAGUGCCAUUCAAUUUUGUGCUCGUAAAGUUGCGGCUGUGGCUGGAGACAUGCGAAGAGCUCUGGACAUUUGUCGGAGGGCAAUUGAAACAGUGGAAACAAGUGUUAGACUUAGAAGUGUUCUGCAGCCUACAGAAAGCAAUAGCCCUACAAAAAAGUCGGAUGUUGCACCGAAGAAGAUUGGAAUUCCUCACAUUGCUCGAGUCAUCAGUGAAGUGUAUGGUUGCCGUGUCAUCGCUUCCACCCAAGACUCUGAAAGCAUUCCACUCCAGCAAAAGAUUGCAGUCUGUACUUUGUUGCUUUUAUUGAAGAAAGGGAAAAAACCAGCCAAAGAAAUUAAUCUUGGCAAUUUACACAAUAUGUUUAAAAAAGUGUGUCAGCGUUAUAAUGUUGUGGGAGUGGACCAGUCUGAGUUUAUCAACAUGUGUUCAUUAUUGGAUACCCGAGGGAUUAUUUCCACCAAAAAAGGCAAAGAGCCCAGAUUAAUGAAGGUCAGUCUUCGUUUGGAUGAACGAGAUCUGGAAGAUGCAUUGAAAGACAAGGCAUUUGUGGCCAGCAUAAUGGAAAAAGGCUUACCUUAA